GUCCCGCCUCCCCGCUCCUGGCCGGUGUCCCGCUGGCCGCCUCGCAGCCCGGUGUAUGUGCGGCAACAACAUGUCGGCGCCGCUCCCCGCCAUCGUCCCGGCCGCCAGGAAGGCAACGGCUGCUGUCAUUUUUCUUCAUGGAUUGGGAGAUACCGGGCAUGGAUGGUCAGAAGCGCUCGCAGGUAUCAAAAGCCCCCAUGUAAAAUACAUUUGCCCACAUGCGCCAGUUAUGCCAGUUUCUUUGAACAUGAACAUGGCUAUGCCAUCAUGGUUUGAUAUCAUUGGACUUUCUCCAGAUUCACAGGAAGAUGAAGCUGGGAUCAAGCAGGCAGCGGAGAAUGUUAAAGCACUGAUAGAUCAAGAAGUAAAAAAUGGAAUUCCUUCUAAUCGAAUUAUUCUGGGAGGCUUUUCUCAGGGAGGUGCUUUAUCAUUGUAUACAGCUCUUACAACACACCAGAAAUUAGCAGGUGUUGUAGCCCUCAGCUGUUGGCUUCCUCUACGGGCUUCUUUUCCUCAGGGCCCUAUCACUGGUGUCAACAAGGAUAUUGCUGUUCUUCAGUGCCAUGGGGACUGUGACCCAUUGGUUCCUUUAAUGUUUGGUUCUCUCACUGUUGAGAAGCUGAAGAGUAUGAUAAAUCCAGCCAAUGUAACCUUCAGGACUUACUCUGGCAUGAUGCAUAGCUCAUGUAUUGAGGAGAUGAUGGAUGUAAAACAGUUCAUAGACAAACAUCUACCUCCCAUAGACUGAAAUGAUACGUGAGAAGCCUUCUAUAUAAAUACACCAGCAUCAACUGUGAUCAUUGCGUACAGCCUAGGAAUAUGAAGGCCUACUAUGGGAAAAAAUAAAUCUACAAGAUACAGAAUGUCUCUUUCAGAAGCUUAAAAUUCUAGAAUGCAGUCGGUUACGGAAAUUGAUGCACACUGAAGAGCAUUUUGCAGUUAAGAGCCAUAAUUUACUUCUGGAAACAGCUGUUGUUCUGUAGAGCUCAGAGGCUGUCACCACAUUAGGAAUGUUUAAAAAACACAGUGCAGUUUUUACUAUAUAAUAGGCUGCAUAACAGUGUUCUAUACUAUAAUAUGUUUACAAGCAAAGAAUAUUUCUUUUUGGAUGCAUCUGUUGUGUCAGCACUGUGCUUCGUACCUGCAUUUAAGGUAUUUUCUCCUCUCCUAGCUUAAUCUAGUGGUCUUCUUACAGUGCAUAUGGAUUUACAUCCACAGCAUCUGCCAAUACAAAUGCAUAGAUGGGGAAUUAUGCCUCUAUAUCCCUUCUUUUUGCUGCCAGAAAUCUGACUUGUUCACCUUGCAUGAGUUCUUAGUUUUCAAUGCUUUUAUUUUUUUCAUACGUAUUGCACUUCAUUUAGAGAAAUUAAUUUUUCUUGUGUAAUCCAGUCUCUCUGGAUUAUUAAAUGUCUCUUAAUAUUUAAAACUGGAAAGGAGUUUUUUUCUAAAUGGUAUUGAAACACACUUAGAUAUUCCAUCUGUGUGGUUGAGAGGGCAUGUCUGUUAACUUUGAAGUUUAAUUAGUUUUUUCCCUUCAGUCACUGUUCUAUAGAUCUGCCAAUUUGUCUUUCAGUUAAUUUAGUUCACAGAAGAAACGGUAAUAUUCUUAUUGUAGUUGUGUCAAAGUUCUACUGAGAAAACAAUAUGUCCUAGCUUGGAGUCAUUCCCAAAUUGCAUUAGCUAAUUUUGCAGUCCUGCUGAAUUGCAGACUUGGUAAGCAAACCAUAUGAAAUUUCUCCUAGUUUUUAGAUUUAUCCUCACCCCCCUGUUGUCUAAAUAAUUCCCUGAAUACUGGCAUGUGUCCAGCAUUCUUGCACAAGCUUCUAAUUUUUUUCCUUUAUUUUUUGUCCUGUGUUUAAAUUGUUUGCAAAUGCCGUUCAGCUGUCUUGUUCAACUUCUCAUUGUGUGUUCAUUUCAUAUAUUCUUUCUUCAGUUAGAAUGAGUUUGAAAAAAUACUUCUGUUAAAAUGAGAUCAGCCCUAGCUUUAUUCUCUGUUAGCUUUAUAACAACUUCUUUACUUCAUGAACUGUGUUCAUAAUUUGUGUUCAGUUUCUGGUACUUGUGUAUUUUAAUCCAAGUCAGCUUCAGCUGUCGUCUCCAUGAUGCUUUCAGAUGUUUUUCUAGAAAUGCUUUAUGUGCUACCUUUGUUCAAAUAUUCAGCCUUCAUAACAAGAUUUUUUUCAUGCUGUUGUUUGCUGCUUGCCUAAUCUACAAAGAGCUGUGUUACCAAAGUAAAUGUUGUGACUUAGUCUGAGUUUCUGUAUUCUAGGAAGAAUUCCCCUCAA
Messenger RNA from Strigops habroptila (Kakapo), 2285 nucleotides. It is a transcript of the gene LYPLA1, whose product is annotated as lysophospholipase 1. Gene Ontology annotation, molecular function: carboxylic ester hydrolase activity; palmitoyl-(protein) hydrolase activity. Lineage: Eukaryota; Metazoa; Chordata; Aves; Psittaciformes; Psittacidae. The record is from RefSeq and is a predicted model, not a curated record. Gene Ontology annotation, biological process: protein depalmitoylation. The transcript is spliced from 10 exons. Gene Ontology annotation, cellular component: cytoplasm. Bases 56 to 748 code for a protein of 230 amino acids.